CUUCUCUCAUAUUUCCCGUGCUCGCAUCAACUCAGCAUAUUUCCCCAUUGACUCGACGUGGGAAGGGAAGCAUGCAGCUUACGCCGCCACGUUGAAUCAUAUUCUUUCUUUGGACCCUGGACCGUGAUGGCAGUGGCAUGAUUCGGGCGCCUUCCCAGGCGAACCUCAGCCUAUCAACAUUGCCAUCCUGCUUCGAAUCACCGGAUUCUCUUCUAGCUUCUUCAGGUCGGACUGCUCUUCCCUGGACUUGCAUCUAGGCACCUUUCAAGCUACGGCGUCCGCGCCGAGCCUGCACAUCAUUGCUAGGACUUUGCAGAUACGCGCUGCUUCCAUCCCGGCAUUAGCCGGUAGCAAGCACAUGUACACGCUUUGGUGAAGGUCAGGUAACUUGCAGCUCCUCCGAGCACCCUCCGCUACUCUCCACCAUUGUGCGCGGCAAUUACGCCACCAUGCCAAAGCCGAAGAUCGACCUCUACGCAGAAGCGCUGACCAACAUCCGGCAAUUGACUCUUCAUGCGUCUCUCCAGAGCGAGAAGAACGAGCACACGAAGAUUUACAUCUCCUCGGACAAGAAAAUCAUCACGGCGGUUCACGAUGGAGAAUCGUCUAGCAUCUAUCUGCCCACUCAAAUUUCUGGCACUGCAAACGUCACGCUCCCAACCGAUAAACGGACGGAAUUUUCGGCCCGGUUACAGAUAGAAGACGUUAGUCAGUUGAAGGACAAACAGGACGAACCUGGUAAUUCGGAGGUGCCCUGGUCUGCAAGCGACCUCACGCCAGAAGCCGCCAUCCAAUGCAAAAACUGCGGUGCUGACAUUGUGCAAUCUGGCGAGAUCAAGACAUGGAAAGAUCUCCCCAGUGAUCAUUGGGCAGAUCUCAUGGACUUGUGGUUCUGUCACAAACCACACGAAGGAUAUUCGCCACAUGACCACGCCGCCGAGUCUAAAGGGUUCUCCGCAAAGAGCCAAGUCGCCACCACCGCUGGUGUAGGGCUCGUGGACACUGUCUCGUUCCUUUUACACCGAGAGGAUUGCCUCAACCUUCAGGCAGCACCUAGCUUGAGGGAAGAGAACAAAAUUGUAAGAUGUGACGUGUGUGAAACGAUGAUAGGAUCUUCUCAAACAGGGCGCUCCGGCACUCGACUCUACAAGUCACGAUUACAAGUUCUACCGGAUCCGGGACAGGAUUGGCAGAAAUAUCCGGCUGCCGUUUUCCUCGGCGCACAAUUACUGUCUCUUAUCGAGAGCUCUGUGAGUCGUAAGAUUGUGGUUCACCGAAGCAACGGUGAAGAUGCGACAUCCGGUAAGCUGGGCCUUUUGGUGUGGGUAUUCAACCCAGACAUCUACUACUCGAGUAGCAGACGAGGGCCUACUGCUCAUCGGGCAAUGAAGAUCUUCUACAAGGCUCUCGCAGAUCCUGAAACAUUCCUUGACGACAAUUCCAAUACCCACGAAGAGCUCGCGGUUCCAGAAGACGAUUACGCCGAAUUCAAAAAAGUUUUAUUCGAGAGCACAGAGAUACUCCCCGAGGCCGCGCAGACGUUCCAGGACUGGACGGUCGGGUUGCUGGACAGAUGGGAGAAACACGCGUCGGGGUCCGCGAAAAUGGACGAGAAUCCUCUCAACAAGAAAGUCGAAGACGGGUUCGAAGUGUUCAAAUUACCGGCUGGCAUGUCGGAACUGUACCUCUAAAACUUUGAUUUACCUGUACGAGAUUCUUGUAUCACACAUCCAGUCUCUGUUUUGGUUCUGUCAAGGUGUUGCACUAUCACGUAUAUCACGACAUAGAUCUCAGGGAACCCGGAACAUGUAGGAAUAAUCCGAAUACAAAUAUAAUUUCCGACGACUAUA
This is a messenger RNA of Exophiala oligosperma, 1850 nucleotides long. RefSeq lists its product as uncharacterized. Gene Ontology annotation, biological process: protein autoubiquitination; proteasome-mediated ubiquitin-dependent protein catabolic process; protein polyubiquitination. The transcript is spliced from 2 exons. NCBI's taxonomy places the organism in Eukaryota, Fungi, Ascomycota, Eurotiomycetes, Chaetothyriales, Herpotrichiellaceae. Gene Ontology annotation, molecular function: cyclin binding; ubiquitin conjugating enzyme binding; ubiquitin protein ligase activity. The coding region runs from base 450 to 1691 and encodes 413 amino acids. Gene Ontology annotation, cellular component: nucleus; cytosol; ubiquitin ligase complex. The record is from RefSeq and is a predicted model, not a curated record.